Molecule: messenger RNA, 1347 nt
Organism: Aspergillus luchuensis
Lineage: Eukaryota; Fungi; Ascomycota; Eurotiomycetes; Eurotiales; Aspergillaceae
Gene: TUB1
Product: tubulin alpha chain
Exons: 6
Coding region: 1-1347 (448 amino acids)
Biological process (GO): nuclear division; nuclear migration by microtubule mediated pushing forces; microtubule cytoskeleton organization
Cellular component (GO): microtubule; cytoplasm; spindle
Molecular function (GO): structural constituent of cytoskeleton; GTP binding
Source: RefSeq, a predicted model, not a curated record
AUGAGAGAAGUUAUUUCUUUGAACGUUGGUCAGGCUGGUUGCCAGAUCGCCAACUCCUGCUGGGAGCUCUACUGCCUUGAGCACGGUAUCCAGGCCGACGGUUACUUGACCGAGGAGCGCAAGAAGGAUGACCCCGACCACGGUUUCAGCACCUUCUUCUCCGAGACUGGUCAGGGCAAGUACGUUCCUCGCACCAUCUACUGCGACCUUGAGCCCAAUGUUGUCGAUGAGGUCCGCACCGGUACCUACCGCAGUCUUUUCCACCCCGAGAACAUGAUCACUGGCAAGGAGGAUGCCUCGAACAACUAUGCCCGUGGUCACUACACCGUCGGCAAGGAGAUGAUCGACCAGGUCCUCGACAAGGUCCGCCGUGUUGCCGACAACUGCGCCGGUCUCCAGGGUUUCCUGGUCUUCCACUCCUUCGGUGGUGGUACCGGUUCCGGUUUUGGUGCUCUCCUGAUGGAGCGUCUGUCCGUUGACUAUGGCAAGAAGUCCAAGCUGGAAUUCUGCGUCUACCCUGCUCCCCAGAACGCCACCUCCGUUGUUGAGCCCUACAACUCUAUCCUCACCACCCACACCACCCUUGAGCACUCCGACUGCAGUUUCAUGGUUGACAACGAGGCCAUCUACGACAUCUGCCGCCGCAACCUCGGUAUUGAACGCCCCAGUUAUGAGAACCUCAACCGCCUGAUUGCCCAGGUUGUCUCUUCCAUCACCGCUUCUCUCCGUUUCGACGGUUCCCUCAACGUCGAUCUCAACGAGUUCCAGACCAACCUGGUCCCCUACCCCCGUAUCCACUUCCCUCUGGUGGCCUACGCCCCCGUCAUCUCCGCGGACAAGGCUUCCCACGAGUCCAACUCCGUCAGCGAGAUCACCAUGAGCUGCUUUGAGCCCAACAACCAGAUGGUUAAGUGUGAUCCCCGCAACGGCAAGUACAUGGCCACUUGCCUGCUGUACCGUGGUGAUGUCGUCCCCAAGGAGACCCACGCUGCCGUCGCCACGCUCAAGACCAAGCGCACCAUCCAGUUCGUCGACUGGUGCCCUACUGGUUUCAAGAUCGGUAUCUGCUACCAGCCUCCCCAGCAGGUCCCCAACGGCGACCUUGCCAACCUCAAGCGCGCUGUCUGCAUGCUGUCCAACACCACCGCCAUCUCCGAGGCCUGGUCCGCUCUUGACCACAAGUUUGACCUCAUGUACUCCAAGCGUGCUUUCGUCCACUGGUACGUUGGUGAGGGUAUGGAGGAGGGUGAAUUCUCCGAGGCCCGUGAGGACCUGGCUGCCCUCGAGCGCGAUUAUGAGGAGGUUGCCAGCGACUCCCUGGAGGAGGAGGUUGAGGCCGAGUACUAG